Molecule: messenger RNA, 1328 nt
Organism: Cebus imitator (Panamanian white-faced capuchin)
Lineage: Eukaryota; Metazoa; Chordata; Mammalia; Primates; Cebidae
Gene: POLR1F
Product: RNA polymerase I subunit F
Exons: 4
Coding region: 67-1080 (337 amino acids)
Biological process (GO): DNA-templated transcription; DNA-templated transcription initiation
Cellular component (GO): RNA polymerase I complex
Source: RefSeq, a predicted model, not a curated record
GAGCGUCGGGGACAGGCAAUUGCGCUUGCGUCAACGGUGAGCGCCACCGGAACCUUGACAAGCAGCAUGGCUGCGGGUUGUUCGGAGACGCAGCGGCAAAAGGCGGCUUCUGAUGGGUCUCUGGUAGGGCAGGCUGGCGUCCUACCUUGCCUAGAGUUGCCGACUUAUGCCACUGCUUGUGCGCUGGUGAACAGUCGCUACUCAUGCCUGGUGGCCGGGCCGCACCGAAGGCACAUCGCUCUGUCGCCCCGAUACCUUAACAGGAAACGCACUGGCAUUCGAGAGCAGCUGGAUGCGGAGCUCCUGCGCUAUUCUGAGAGCCUUUUAGGUGUCCCUAUUGCAUAUGAUAACAUCAAAGUUGUGGGAGAACUGGGAGAUAUUUAUGAUGAUCAAGGACACAUUCAUCUUAACAUCGAAGCCGAUUUUGUUAUUUUUUCCCCUGAACCAGGGCAAAAGCUUAUGGGUAUAGUUAAUAAAGUGUCUUCUAGCCACAUUGGCUGUUUAGUACAUGGCUGUUUCAAUGCCUCCAUUCCUAAACCUGAGCAGUUGUCAGCUGAGCAGUGGCAAACCAUGGAGAUAAACAUGGGUGAUGAACUGGAAUUUGAAGUAUUUCGUUUAGACUCAGAUACUGCUGGAGUAUUCUGCAUUCGGGGAAAACUAAAUAUCACAAGUUUACAAUUCAAGCACUCUGAAGUUUCUGAAGAAGUUACAGAAAAUGGCACCGAGGAAGCUGCUGAAAAACCUGCUAAGAAGAAAAAGAAAAAGAAGAAAGACCCAGAGACGUAUGAAGUAGACAGUGGUACUGCCAAGCUAGCAGAUUUUGCAGAUGACACUCCAAUGGAAGAGUCAGCCCUGCAGAAUACUAAUAAUGUGAAUGACCUCUGGGAGGAGGAGCCAAAGAAAAAGAAGAAGAAGAAAAAUAAAAAGGAAGAUCAGGACCAGGACCCUAGUUUCCAAGGCAGUGACUCCAGUGGUUACCAAAGUGACCAUAAAAAGAAAAAAAAGAAAAGAAAACACAGUGAAGAGGCUGAAUUUACCCUACCUUUGAAAUGCUCACCAAAGAAAAAAAAGGAAAAGUAAUUUUCUUUAGUGUAUUUUAAAUAUGAUUCCGUUUUCAAAAGACAGAUACACAUACAAUUGAUGAAUAAAUGUUUUGAGUGAUAUGAAAUGCUUAAGCAUACCAGUAGUUUACAGAAGAGAAAAUAAGUUGGAGGCAGCUUGAUGUGCUUAAAAUGAUAAAACUGACUGUACAUUAAUUUGGGGAAAACCAGUAUUGUUAAAGUGCCAUUUCAUACAAAAUAAAAAGCUGCUCUUACUGUCAACUCUCA